AAGAAACACCGUCGAUGGUGCCUCGCUUGCACGAGGAUUCACUCGAUUUCUAAUCGAAAUUCUAUGGUUGAAAAUUGUAUUUUUCGAAGGGGAAAAGGACUUCGGAAUGAAAGGGAAGGGCUUCUAUCGAUGAACCGUUCUAUGUGCUUUUUCGAAAAGGACACUGCAAUUUGUUGCCCUUAAUCCUCUCUUGACAAUAUGGAUAAUCAUCAAUCAAAUAUUAACAAAGGAAAGAGAAAAGUAUUAGCCACAAGUGCUGCUCAUAGAGAAGAUCAAUCGGCUCUAGUUGCUCCGAGUGGUCAAAGACCACAGCAAAAUAGGAGAAUAACUCGGUCACAAACUUUAAAUAGAGCUGCUGAGUCGAACUCUACUUCGAUGGUGCCGGUGAACAACGGAGCUACUGCGGUGAGAGCCGAGAGGAUGAAUUCUCCAUCAAUGGUGGGGAGGACUGAGGGAGACACUGCAGUAGAUACGGAGAGAUCGAAUCAUGCCCAAAGGAUUGCCAGAGUUUCUCCAUCAGAGAUAACACCGGUGACGGUAGAAAUACCACCGUGGGCGAUGGAGAGGGUUCACCGAUACCAAAUGAGAUUGGAGAGAAGAAGAAUCACUUCUGAAACUACAGAAGUGAUUGAGUAUAUUUUCAAAGAAAAUUGGACCAGCAGCAGGAGAAUGCAAUCUGUUCCAAGUGCUGAACGCCCAGAAGCUCAAAAUGAAAGAUACACAGAUAGGAAUCACGAUGUUUCGAGGGAGAUGAUGUACCAUGCUUUAUUCGGUAGCGAUGUUGAGGUAGAAGAAGAAGCUGAAGAUGAGAAUUUGAAGAAGAAAUACAGCAAAUCUAUGACUCAGCCUUCUGCAAAAAUUUCAGAGCACGUGAGGAAUCGAGAUGAUAUUUAUGCUCGACUUUUUGGCCCCGAUCAUGAUGAAUUGACAGUUCCUGAAUUGAGCAGCCACUCCAACAGGCACGAUGAUACGGAUGAAGAUUCGGGGAUAGCUCUGAGAUGAAGAUUCGGAAAUGGAUUACACCGAAGAAGCAUUCGUAACCCUGUUGAUCUCUCCAAAACUUGGUUUUCUUUUCAUUUAAAAUUGUUUUUUUUAUUAAUGUUCUGCUUACAUACGGCGGUGAAUUCGUUCCCGGGCCUUGUACACAACGCUGAUGCAUAGAAAUUUGGAGUUUGAUGGAGAGGAUGAUAGAAGAGGAAAUAGGAUUGAGGUACGCGUCAAUAUAAAAUUUGCUUUAAAGUAAUUGAUUGAAUUAUUUAUAUUUCUGAGUUCUUCAUUGGAGGGAGAGAUAUAUAAUAUAUAAUGAACUGUAAUCGAAUAAAUUUAAGAAAAUUCUC
This is a messenger RNA of Andrographis paniculata, 1337 nucleotides long. RefSeq lists its product as uncharacterized. The transcript has 7 exons. The coding region runs from base 199 to 1002 and encodes 267 amino acids. The record is from RefSeq and is a predicted model, not a curated record. NCBI's taxonomy places the organism in Eukaryota, Viridiplantae, Streptophyta, Magnoliopsida, Lamiales, Acanthaceae.